AUGAAGUGCAUUGCGCUCCUGCUGGGGUUGGCGACCUGCGCCUCGGCACAGUACAUUCUCUCAGCCAGCCCGUACAUGUACAGCGGGAUCUACGGUGGCAUCAGUCCUUUCUGGAGGAAGAAGCGCUCAGCUCCUGAGGCGCCCGCCCAGGACCAGGAGGGACAGGAUGCUCUGUUGAUGUCCAGCUACAUGUACUCGCCGUACAGUUAUGGUGCCUACAACUACGGUUUGUCUGGUCUUCACUACCUGAAGAAACGUGAAGCGCCCGCCCAGGACCAGCAGGCACAGGAUGCUCUGCUGUACUCCAACUACAUGUACUCGCCGUACAGUUAUGGUGCCUACAACUACGGCUGGUCUGGUCUUCACUACCUGAAGAAACGUGAGGCGCCCGCUCAGGAUCAGGAGGGACAGGAUGCUCUGCUGUACUCCAACUACAUGUACUCGCCGUACAGUUAUGGUGGAUAUGGUGCCUUCCCCUUCUGGAAGAAGUAG
Molecule: messenger RNA, 492 nt
Organism: Pollicipes pollicipes
Lineage: Eukaryota; Metazoa; Arthropoda; Thecostraca; Pollicipedomorpha; Pollicipedidae
Exons: 3
Coding region: 1-492 (163 amino acids)
Source: RefSeq, a predicted model, not a curated record